AUGUACAAUGCUCCAGUUAGAACUUUCUACCGUCGAAUGAAAGACAUGGAUAUUUCCGUUAGAGGAAAGUAUAGCAACAUCACAUUGGAUUCCCUUGAGCAGAAAAUUACAGACAUCUCUGCUGAGAAUAAUCGUGUUGGGGAGAAAAUCAUUAGGGCUAGACUACAAGGACAAGGUGACCUUGUUCAACGCUCAAGAAACAUACAGGCAAUUCAAAACACUGUUGGCCCUCGUCCAAGGCCACCAAGAUUGACCAGGAGAGAAUAUAGCUCUCGUGCUGCAUUAUCUGUCUGGCAUGGUGAUGGGCUACAUACAUUCAUUGACUAUGGUAUCAUUAUCUUUGGGUGGGUGGAUGGACAUUCCCACGCAGUAAUGAAUAUGGAAGCAAAAACUAACAAUAGAGCAAGCACAGCGCUCGAGGUGUUCUUGACUGCAGUCAGUUACUAUGGCUGUCCUUCUAGAGUCAGAACCGACCACGGAGGAGAGAAUAUAGAAGUGGGGCGAUUCAUGAUCGAAGUUAGAGGACCAAAUAGAGGGAGUUUUUUGACGGGGAAAUCUACCAGAAACACUCGUAUCGAAAGGAUGUUGGUUGAUGUGAAAAAGGAUGCCACUCAUCCUGUUAAGUUACUCUUUCAGUAA
Molecule: messenger RNA, 639 nt
Organism: Daphnia magna
Lineage: Eukaryota; Metazoa; Arthropoda; Branchiopoda; Diplostraca; Daphniidae
Exons: 3
Coding region: 1-639 (212 amino acids)
Molecular function (GO): nucleic acid binding
Source: RefSeq, a predicted model, not a curated record